Messenger RNA from Pangasianodon hypophthalmus (striped catfish), 4525 nucleotides. RefSeq names its product SET domain bifurcated histone lysine methyltransferase 1a (gene setdb1a). The coding region runs from base 126 to 4259 and encodes 1377 amino acids. Gene Ontology annotation, molecular function: protein binding; zinc ion binding; DNA binding. Gene Ontology annotation, biological process: negative regulation of gene expression; heterochromatin organization. NCBI's taxonomy places the organism in Eukaryota, Metazoa, Chordata, Actinopteri, Siluriformes, Pangasiidae. Gene Ontology annotation, cellular component: nucleus. The record is from RefSeq and is a predicted model, not a curated record. The transcript has 21 exons.
UCAGAAGGCGGGACUUGACGGAAUACGGGUGGAAAAGGAGGCAGCGCUGUGUGUAAUCCCUGCUAUCCGCUUCUACGCAGCUGCCGGUUUCAGAGGAUGUGUAAUCUCCGGUUUUAAGCAGAGUGAUGAAGAGUGAAGAAGAGGAAAAGAGGGUGAACAUGACGGAGGAGGAGCUGCAGCACUGGGUGCGGGAGCAGGUGGAGAAGGAUGAGCAUCUGGUGCAGAGGAGGGCGCAGUUGGCGCAGGUGGAAGACUGGGUGAAGCGGAAGGAGAGGGAGGCAACGUACACCCAGCUGCUGUACAAUAACGCCUGCGAAUCAGUCCUUGAGUGCGAGUCUGUGAUGAAGGGCUUGUAUGGAAUGCUGGGACUGGAGUAUCGGGACACCGACUCGGAGGAAGAAGGAGGAGCCAAACCUAAGGAAAAUGUCAUUCAGAUCACAGAUGAUUUUGACAACAGAGAGGAUUCGCGUGCUCCUGAUGGUGACGGGGAUGACGACUAUGUUGUCUUCGAUUUAGGGGCUGCUGUUCCUGAAACAGCAGUGAAGGAGGAACUGAAGGAAGUUGAGUUGUCAGCAGGCAUAGAGUCUUCGGAAUUUUCUGUGCAGACGUUAGCUCAGAAGGCGAAAAAAUCUGAGGCUGUUGACCCUCCAACCAAAGUCAAUCCACCAUCACCAUCAACAAACCGGAAAAACAAACCUUCUGACAACCCCUUACCAAGCCUAAAUACUUUAGGAAGCCCCACACCAAUUACUGCUCCACCGCCCUGUGAUUUGCCUGCUCAGUCAUUACCGCCUAAAAAAGAAAGUUCUCCUCCUGUUUCAUCAGGCACAUCUAUACCUAUGAAUGAGACUGUUGAAACCCCUCCAUUGACCACCAUUCCAAACACAUCUUCCACAUCCACGCACAACACAGAUAGACUUGAAACGCCCAGUGAAACAUCUGCCUCUACGAAACAGAAUGUUGACUCUCCAGCGCAACUUGUGGCAUCUACCCCAACAUCCACACUCCCAGUGACAUCUCCUACUACAUCCAAAUCUUCAAAAACAGACUCAGCCAGCCAAAAAAAUGCCUCUAAGAGCAAAAUCUCCAAAGCAACAACAACCUCAGACACUGCCAAGGAAAAGGUUAAAUUGGCCAGUCCCAAACCCAGCAGCAAACCUUCAAGUACCACCACACCAUCCAAUACCGCUAAAGCUGUGCCCGCAGAAAAAGCUAAGGGUGUUGACCCUAAACAAGGCGACAAACCUGAGACUAAGUCAUCUACCUCCAGCCCUCACUCUGGUACCACAAACACCACAACUUCAGACAAGGCUUCCAAAAAAACUUCUUCUACCAAGCCACCAGAUGCUAGAGAAGUCUCUCAGCCAUCACCGGUCACUCCGGUCACACCUGUAAUGCCUGCUCAUGUUCAGAAAGAGGUGGCGCUGAAGGUCAAUAUGAGCGUCCUUGGAAGGCGGAGGACUAAAACAUGGCACCAAGGCACAAUUUUAGACAUCAAAACAACUGAGUCUGGCCCUAGGUAUAAGAUCCUGUUUGAUGGUGGUAAAGGGAAGAGUGUUUUAUCUGCUCAUCACCUGGCUUGUGUUGGCCCUCCUAUGCUGAAGGAUCUUUUUGUGGGGUGUCGAGUUGUAGCCUGCUACAAAGAAGACAGCCAGUCUUGGCUCCAUGCUGCGGUAGUAGUAGAGAUGCCGGACCGCAGGAACCGUAUGAGGUUCUUGGUGUUUUUUGAUGAUGGCCGUCCCGCCUACAUCGCCCUGCCAGACCUCCAUCUGGUCUGUAAGCCAAUGAAGAACAUGUCUGAAGACAUAGAAGAUGAGGUGUGGCGUGCAGAGGUGGAGGAAUAUCUGCAGGCGUAUCCAAACCCCAUCUUUGUGGUGAUGCGGGUGGGGCAGGAUAGCAAGGUGGAACGUGAUGGCCAAAUGGAGCUCUGCACCGUCUGUCAGGUGGAUGGCAGCUUGAUCCAGAUCUGUUACAAGAAAGAUCAGGAGAAAGAGUGGCUGUAUAAAGGCUCAAAUCGAUUGGAGCAAAUCCAAAGGAUAAAGAAGCGAAUGGCAGAGCAGAAGAAGGAACAGGCUGUAAAUAAAGCUGGAUGGAUUGCACCUCAGAAGAACACUAAAGCACCCACCACCACCACCACCACUGACACCCCCGACACCACCACCGCCACUGCUACCUCCUCAGCAACAGUUACCACAGAUACUGAACCCUUAAAAACCUCUGUUGCUCCAAGUGUUUCCCAGACUGUUUCCCCAGUCACAACGUCGUCAAGUAUGACAACAACGUUUGCCAGUAAACCAAUAUCGCAGCCUAGAGUCGUCCUGAACAGGAUCGCCUUGCCUUUGCCGCUGAUGACUGUGAAAACCACCGCAAAAACUGAGCCCACACUAACCACUUCAUCUAACACAGGAUAUAAACGCCCCCCUUCUGAGGAGGAAGACAGCAGAUCACAGAAUGCUCUUCUCCCGGUUGUUGAGCCCCGACUGAAGUAUGUACCUCAUCGCUGCUGCCCGGCUUGUCUCAAUCACGUGAGGCCGAUGCAAAAGGAUCAACACCGUGGCCAGAAUCCACUGCUUAUCCCGCUGCUCCAUGGCUUUCGCCGCAUUACCGCAAGAAGGCGUCUAGAUGGGAAGAUGUCUUUUCAUGUCUUCUAUCGCGCUCCGUGUGGGCGGAGCAUGUGCGAGAUGGAAGAGGUGCAGGCCUUCCUGUUUGAGUCACGCUGUGAUUUCCUCUUCCUGGACAUGUUCUGCCUGGACCCGUUUGUGCUGGUGAAAAGGGCCUUGCUCCCAUCCUCCAUGGCCAGCCGUCCUCAUCUGUUCCUGCCGGACAUUUCAGGAGGAAAGGAGGUGGUGCCUGUGCCCUGUGUUAACGAGCUUAACACGGUCUCUCCACUCCCUCUGACCUACACCAGACACAGACUGCCUGCUCCUGGUGUCUUCGUCAACACUAACCUUGACUUCAUGGUGGGCUGUGACUGUACUGAUGGCUGCCGAGACAGGUCAAAGUGCGCCUGUUACCAGAUGACCAUCGAGGCCACGUCGUUGUUCACCGGUGGUCCUGUGGAUGUCACUGCCGGAUACACACAUAAGCGAUUGCCCAGAUACGUUCCCACUGGGGUGUACGAGUGUAACCCUCUGUGUCGCUGCGAUCCGUGGCUGUGUGGCAACAGACUGGUUCAGCAUGGCCUUCAACUGCGCCUGGAGGUUUUCAUGACUCAGCACAAAGGCUGGGGCCUGCGCUGCCUGGACGACAUGUCCAAGGGUACAUUCGUGUGUGUGUUCACGGGUAAAGUAGUCAAGGAUGAGGUGGUGAACUCAGAAAGUGCCAUGUCUGGCAACGAGUAUUUGGCCAAUCUGGACUACAUUGAAGGAGUGGAGAAACUGAAGGAGGGUUAUGAAAGUGAAGCUUACUGCUCUGACAUAGAAGAAGAGAGCGACAAGAAGACUCUCGUAACAAUGACAACAGGAGCAUUAAAGAAACAUGGAGUGUUUCAAAUGGACUCAAGUUCUAGCAGUGGUGAAGAAAAGGAAGUGACAAACCAACAGAAGGUGGAAACAAAAAUGACACCCGGUGAAAGGGAGAGAAAAGCAAGUGAUGACGAGUUGGAAGAUGAUGAUGAUGUAGAUGAUGAAGAUUAUAAGAUGAGCUCGAAUGACGAUACGGGAGCGGAGCAGAAAUACUUGAGCAAUGACUGUAAGAGGAGCUACACCACACGGAGAAAUACCAAGAUCCCAGAAAAAAAAGAAUUUCAUAAUAAUGUCCAGACAUCUCCUAAAAUCUCAGAGGAGCAAACGGAGGUGACCGCUUCCAUGGCCAAGAAGAUGAGAAAAGAGGGUCCCAGAGGGCCUAAGGUGGGAUUUGCCAAGAAGUCUACACGUGCUUUCGCCAUCAAGUCUAGUCAUAGGAGAGUGAAGCCACAAGCAGUGCCUGAGAAAUGUGUGCAAGAAGAGAAAACAGCACAUGGCAGAAGGUGCACUCGAAGCCUGUUUGACGGAGAAAAGUCUUGCUAUCUCAUCGACGCCAAGCAGGAGGGAAACCUGGCACGAUAUAUUAACCAUAGCUGCAGUCCCAAUUUGUUCGUCCAGAAUGUUUUCGUGGACACGCAUGACCUCCGCUUCCCCUGGGUUGCAUUCUUCACCAGCAAGCGUAUCAGGGCUGGAACGGAGCUGACGUGGGAUUACAGCUAUGAAGUGGGCAGUGUGGAGGGCAAGGUGCUGCUCUGCUGCUGUGGCUCAGCCGAAUGCACGGGCCGGUUACUCUGAGCUCCUCUGUGUACAUCAAUAAAUCUUUCAAAACGGACUGUUCGGUUUCUGGAGUCCAUCACACUGAUGUUGUGAUGGACCAAAGGAACUAGAGAUUUGUAUCGCACAACCAGGUUCCUUACUUGCCAAAUGAAUUUAUAAUUCAGGAACUGAAGGCUGGGUGUACACGGCAUGCUUUUAGCCUAAUUUAGCCUCUAAUAAAACUCUAAUAAAUUUAAAAAUUAAUUUGGAUAUGCUAUACUUGUUAAUAAAAAGGAUGAAAUGUU